GAACAUUGAUAGAAACAGUAAGAGGCGCAGCUCAAGUAAAAACAUUAGCGCUGAAAUGGUAAAUUUUUUGCAACGUUUUUUAGUGUUUUUAAACAUUUAUAGCAUUUUCGCGGAUGGUUAUUCCUUUAAUAAUGAUGAGCACACAGAAAAUAUACAUCCCUUUAUAAAAAUCGGUAGCAAGUAUUACUUUAUAAACGAAUUGUUGAAGAUGAACUGGUUCGAGUCGUCUAACUACUGUCGCUCUUAUGGUGGCGAAUUGGCGAGUGUUGAAUCGCAUGAAGAAUUGUUGGCACUGCAAAAUUACAUUUUAGCUAGAAAAAUAGAAUCGCGGUUUUGGUUUGACGGCAACGAUUUAGCAGAGGAAGGGAAAUUCGUCUCACACACUACUGGUCGACCCUUGAUCUUCAACAAAUGGUCACAAAAUAACCCCAACAAUGUGAAUAAUGAAGAUUGCCUUGAGGUUAAUUUGUACAACAAAGAACUAUUAAUGAAUGAUAUUAACUGUAACGUUGAAAAUAUUGCGAUUUGUAAAUAUCGUGAACCUAACACGCAUUGCAGUGGAAAAAAUUCAUUGAUGAAUCAAAAUGAAGUCUGUAUACUUAGGAACUUAGUGGAGAGUUUUGCGCAAGUGGGUCAUAGAUGUAAGUCAUGCUCUCAAGCCUUUAUGUUCCCAACGUCGUAGUAAGCGAACGGCGCUCAUUAAAAUGUUUUACGGCAAAACAAAUAAGAGAUCCGAACAUCAAUUAAAAGAAUAAAGAGAGAGAGGGAAAUAUGAACGUCAUUCAUAGUAUACGACUUCACGAUGAGUAAGACGCACUUUCACUUAUACACAUAUAAUUUUAUAUUAGUCUUCGAUAUAUAAAAAUUGAUCACAUAAAAACAGACUUACGGUAAAAUAAAACAAUGUGAAAAAAAGGUUGCCACAUGUAGUUAAUUAUUUAAUUGUAAAUAAAAUUAAAAUUUAAUAAGUUUGCAUAUGAAUGCUAAUGAAAUAUACUUUUGCAGAAAAAUUUAUAUAAAGUGUUGCCACUUAAAUAUUAACAAAUGUAAAUUUAGAAUCAAUUGCAAAUUAUAAUUUUAUAUUAGUCUUCAGAUACAUAAUAUUUGAUGAGCUACAAACAGACUUACAGCAAACUGGAAAAAAUUUAAAAAGGGUUGCCACAUAUUUUUAAUAAAGAAACUGUAAAAAAAAAUUAAUUUAAUAAG
This is a messenger RNA of Bactrocera oleae (olive fruit fly), 1206 nucleotides long. Its product is annotated as C-type lectin 37Db. Lineage: Eukaryota; Metazoa; Arthropoda; Insecta; Diptera; Tephritidae. The record is from RefSeq and is a predicted model, not a curated record. Gene Ontology annotation, molecular function: signaling receptor activity.